This is a messenger RNA of Hyalella azteca, 1433 nucleotides long. RefSeq names its product ubiquitin-conjugating enzyme E2 Z. Gene Ontology annotation, molecular function: cysteine-type endopeptidase inhibitor activity; ubiquitin conjugating enzyme activity. Gene Ontology annotation, biological process: negative regulation of apoptotic process. NCBI's taxonomy places the organism in Eukaryota, Metazoa, Arthropoda, Malacostraca, Amphipoda, Hyalellidae. The transcript is spliced from 6 exons. The record is from RefSeq and is a predicted model, not a curated record. The coding region runs from base 443 to 1084 and encodes 213 amino acids. Gene Ontology annotation, cellular component: nucleus.
AAUGCUAAAGUUGCAUUAAUCUUGAAUUGUGGGAAUUCUUUUGUUUGUUCCUUAGGCAUUAGAAGGACAAAUAUUAUGCUUACGGUAUAGGAUAGUAAUGCAUGGAAUUGCAAGAUCUCACUAAAAAGUGAAAGAUUUUUUUCAUUGUUUGAAAGAAUCUCAAACUUUUUCUCAUUGAAAAUGCUAAACAGUCAGAAGUCAUGUGAGAACUUCAGUCAUGUAUAAAUUUUUGUCUCCCCUAUCAGCAUGGAUAUGCUUUAUUGAUUACAGUCAAGUACAUAAUAUAAAAUAGAGAUAUUAGCAGAGAUACUCUUUUUGACACCACACUUGUCACAAAAAGCUGGCCUAGCUCAAGGAAAGGAUAAAAUUUCAAACAAGAGAAAUAAAGACGGUGGCUGACUGCCCUGCUCCGGAUGUCUAUUUUGUCAACGAUGAGAACAAUAUGCUGUGUUUUAAAGUUCUUCUUAUUGGCCCUGAGAACACUCCUUAUGAAGGAGGGUUCUUCCAUUUCUAUGUCAGGUUGGGCCCCAACUACCCAGUGGAACCUCCUCGAGUGUGCUUCAUGUCUGGCUACCGCUUUGGACACUUGGUACGCUUCAGUCCCAACUUCUAUCGUAAUGGCCACAUCUGCAUCAGUAUACUCAACACAUGGCCUGGUGAACCAUGGAAUCCUGACAUGGACCUGCGCUCUCUGUUUUUGGGCAUCAGAUCGCGGAUGACAAAUGAGGCACUUUGCAGGGAGCCAAGAUUUGAAGUGUUUGAAGGCCGUGGCACGAGAGAAGUGUGGCUGUACGACAUGUACAUACGUCACGAGACAUUGCGCGUGACUGUGGUGCAUGGACUACGCACGUGGCAGAAGUACGACAUCCCUGCCAAGCUCGUGCGCCACAUGGUUGCCAACUUCUUCGAGCAUUACGUUUCUUAUGUGUCAUCCUGCCACACGUACAAAGUCUUCGAUGGAUCCGCGUACCAAGUUCCUCUGGUACCCGAGGUCUUCAAGCCAAACUUCACGAACAUUCUCAAGGAUAUCAUCAAGCUGCAUCAAGAACUCCUGCCUUUCAAGGACCGAAUCUUUGGUUCUUAGAGCAUGUUUCUGGCAGGACUUCUACUUUUGAAAACACAGAGCACAAAGCAGGGAAAAUUCAUUGUUUCAUUUAUGAGGAGUUAUACGUGAUUUUUUUAUAUGUUUUGAUAUUAUGUUCUCCUAGUACUUGAAUAUGCGAUUAAAAAAAAUUAUACAGCCCUCUAAAUAAAUAAAUAGCAAAUAUGAUUUAUAAUGAUCUAGCUGAUAGGUAGUCAAUCAUCAGAUGAUCAUUACAGUUUUAUUGAGUUCUAGAUUAAGAAUAACUGAUUGUUGACUUCACUCGGUAGCUCUUUCAUUUAUAAAUUAUGGGAUCUGUGUCAUCCUCUUGAUUGUUUUAGUGAUGGCACAU